Salpingoeca rosetta is the source of this 1627-nucleotide messenger RNA. RefSeq lists its product as uncharacterized. The transcript is spliced from 14 exons. Gene Ontology annotation, biological process: signal transduction. The coding region runs from base 161 to 1603 and encodes 480 amino acids. The record is from RefSeq and is a predicted model, not a curated record. Lineage: Eukaryota; Choanoflagellata; Craspedida; Salpingoecidae.
CAACACCAUAACACCACAGCACCACACACGUCUUGCUCUCUCGAUCACACGACGCGUGCCUGAAGGGACUGGAGUGUUGAGAGGCGAGCGAGCAGGUGGUAGUGCUGUUCUCGUCACUCCUGCUGUGGGCCCACCAGCAGCAGCGCCGGCCGCAAGCAUCAUGUCCUAUCUCGACGCUGUGAUCCGCGCUGGAUUCCUUGACAAGAGUCCCCCGCUCAACAAGGCCGGUUCGGCCUUCAAAGGCUACAAGCGUCGCUGGUUCGUGCUCAGAAGCGACUCCUCCAGCCUCAACUACUAUGAGACCUCCAACACGAAGAAGCGUCCAAAAGGGUCCAUCAACAUGACGGAGGUGGUCAAGAUCGAAGGCUACCAGACAUGGCCUGGCAGCAGCAAAGCAAAGCAUCCAUGGGUGUUCACGAUCGAGACGCUCAAAGGCCGAGUGUACUACCUGAGCGCCUCGAGCGAGGAGUCGAUGCAGAGUUGGGUUGCAAAGCUCCAGGAGACGUUCCAGUUCUUUCUCCUCACCAACAACGCCGAGGAGAGCAUGCACGCAACCCAAGCCCUGCAGAACUACAGCAACGGCGUGAUCCCCGUGAAUGUGUCGCUGAUCAGCACCGCCAGCAUCACUGCCACCGUGCAGGUCGACGAGAGCACGACAGGGCGUCAGCUCAUCGCCCUUGCUUGCAGAAAGACAGAUGCCCGCGGCGACCCAGACAUGUUUGGGCUGGUGCGCGUUGAUGCGAGCGGCACCACGUGUGAGCGCGUGUUCGCUGACGACCGCCCGCUUGACCUUCUCCGUCGCUGCCCGACACACACCAUCUACGUUGUCUCCAGGGAGGACCUUCCCUUUGCUCUCAAGCUCAUCAAGGGAAACACCGCUGCCCCUGCCGCGGAGGAAAAAGGGCAGAGCUUGGUUGCAGUCAAGUUCCUUGGAUGCAGAACAAUUACACACGACAUGGAUGAGGAAGGGGUUGGAGAGGUGACCUCUGGGCUGUCACGACAGGACCUUCACGCGAUUGCAGAUGCGAUGAAGAAAUCGCCAGCGACCGGCACAGACAACCUGGUGCUCAUGGUCUCACAGGACGGCGUCAAGGUGAUGAGGAAGAGGGAGGAUGAAGCAAAGCGGCCCUACACCGUACUGCUCGAACACACAUACUUGCAGAUCACAGACUGCUUCGACAUGGACAAACUCUUUGUGUACACUGUUGCAAUCAACCCGACCACGACGCCAAAGACGCUGGUGUACGUGUUCAAGUGCAGCGACGUGAAGGAGACGACGAAGCUUCGGUUUCUGUUUCGGAGCCACUGCCAGGCCGCGCACCACAUGUGCAUGGACCGGCUCGCAGACGUUGAGGUUGCACACGCGGAGGUGCCAACACCAGAUUCGCUUGAGUUCAACUCGCUGUGGAUUGCACAAUCCGCAGCAAGAAGACGGCAGUCGAGUUUCCUGCGAUCAGAGCCAGCUGUGCACGCUGAUCGGGCGGUGCGUGUGUUGCUGAGUGCUAUUGGGGAGUCUCCGGACGCAUCCAGACCGCUGGACGAAAUUGUUCGCGCACACCAGUCUCUCCUCGACACCGUCCUCUCACGCGACGAGGAGGCGUGAUGAUGAUGAUGAUGAUGAUGAUGA